UUAGAGGGCCAGUAGCCGCGAUCCGAGGCUUCCUGGUGGCUUCUCCACCCGAGCGCGUCUGCGCCAGGACCACGGUGUCUCCAGCCCUCGCGUCUCGAGCCCCCGCGUCCCCGCGCCUAGGCCACCACGGAAGGAUGCACCGUGCGCCGACGGCCGGAGCAGCCCUGGUGCUGUGCGCCGCCACCGCAGGGCUGCUGAGCGCGCAGGGCCGCGCGGCGCCCACAGAGUCGCCGCGCUUCGCGUCCUGGGACGAGAUGAAUGUGCUGGCGCACGGGCUCCUGCAGCUCGGCCACGGGCUCCGCGAGCACGUGGAGCGCACCCGUGAGCAGCUGGACGCGCUGGAGCGACGUCUGGGCGCCUGCGGGGCCGCUUGCAAGGAGCCCGGGGUGUCCAGCGCGCCCCCGCACGCCCCGGCAAAUCUGGUCCCCCGCGGCGAGGCCGCCCCCGAGACCCUCGGCAGCCUGCAGACUCAGCUCAAGGCUCAGAACAGCAGGAUCGAGCAACUCUUCCAGAAAGUGAACCAGCAGCAGCGGCAUCUGGAGAAGCAGCGCCUGAGAAUCCAGAAUCUGCAGAGCCAGGUGGACCUCCUGGCCCCCAUGCACCUGGGCCAUGGGGGGGCUAAGUCUGCCGGGAGAAGGAGGCUACCCAAGAUGGCCCAGCUUGUUGGCCCGGCGCACAAUAUCAGCCGCCUGCACAGGCUGCCCAGGGACUGCCAGGAGCUGUUCGAAGUGGGAGAGCGGCAAAGUGGACUGUUCCAGAUCCAGCCUCAGGGGUCUCCCCCAUUCCUGGUUAACUGCAAGAUGACCUCAGAUGGAGGCUGGACCGUAAUCCAGAGACGCCGGGAUGGCUCCGUGGACUUUAACCAGCCCUGGGAAGCCUACAAGGCUGGCUUCGGAGACCCCCAAGGCGAGUUCUGGCUGGGCCUGGAGAAGGUGCAUCUCAUCAUGGGGGACCGCAGCAGCCGCCUGGCCGUGCAGCUGCAGGACUGGGAGGGCAACGCAGAGUCCCUGCAGUUCCCCGUCCACCUGGGUGGCGAGGACACCGCCUACAGCCUGCAACUCACAGCGCCCGUGGCCAGCGAACUGGGUGCCACCACUGUCGCCCCCAAUGGCCUCUCCUUGCCCUUCUCCACUUGGGACCAGGACCACGACCUCCGCAGGGACAAGAACUGUGCCAAGAGCCUCUCAGGUGGCUGGUGGUUCGGCACCUGUGGCCACUCCAACCUUAAUGGCCAGUACUUCCGCUCCAUCCCUCUUCAACGGCAGCAGCGCAAGAAGGGCAUCUUCUGGAAGACCUGGCGGGGCCGCUACUACCCGCUGCAGGCCACCACCAUGCUGAUCCAGCCCACAGCAGCCGACGCAGCCUCCUAGCCCCCUCUAUGGGGCCUGGACCCAGGCUCCUGGAGGACAGGACUCUGAAUCUGGCUCAGCUUGUGGCCACUCCCUGCCCAGGCAGGGGCUCUGGGCCGGGGCCAUCUGGAGACUCAUGGACAGUGAAGCCCAUGACUGGAGAGGCCCCCUUUCUGAGUGGGGGCUGCAGGCCAUGCCCUCUGAGAAGUACGGAGCUACAGAGGUGCAGAGUACAGACCCGGGAAGCUCGAGACUGAGGAGCACUGAGGCCCGCUCCUUGCCCGCCCGAGGAGUAAGGACGCAGAGGGACCACUCGGGGGCAGCCAGGCUGGCCCUCGAUGGCGGAUUCAGUCACAUUGACUGGCCAGGGGACCGGGGCUCCCAUGGCCCCUGGGCACCUGCAUGGUACUGUGGUGUGUGGGUGCUGUGGGUGGAGCGGCCACCAGCGGUGUCUGGGCGGAGCUCGCGGAAUUCUUGGAAUAAAACUAACC
Molecule: messenger RNA, 1840 nt
Organism: Equus quagga
Lineage: Eukaryota; Metazoa; Chordata; Mammalia; Perissodactyla; Equidae
Gene: ANGPTL4
Product: angiopoietin like 4
Exons: 7
Coding region: 135-1370 (411 amino acids)
Biological process (GO): triglyceride homeostasis
Molecular function (GO): enzyme inhibitor activity
Source: RefSeq, a predicted model, not a curated record